This is a messenger RNA of Lagenorhynchus albirostris (white-beaked dolphin), 2574 nucleotides long. RefSeq names its product single stranded DNA binding protein 2 (gene SSBP2). Lineage: Eukaryota; Metazoa; Chordata; Mammalia; Artiodactyla; Delphinidae. Gene Ontology annotation, molecular function: protein binding; single-stranded DNA binding. The record is from RefSeq and is a predicted model, not a curated record. Gene Ontology annotation, cellular component: nucleus. Bases 83 to 1282 code for a protein of 399 amino acids. Gene Ontology annotation, biological process: positive regulation of transcription by RNA polymerase II. The transcript has 18 exons.
CGCCAUGGGGACGGGGCUGUUCCCGGGGAGGCUGUGAUGGGUUGACAGGUGCGUGACAGUGGGAGCUGCUCUCGGCACAAGCAUGUACGGCAAAGGCAAGAGUAACAGCAGCGCCGUCCCGUCCGACAGCCAGGCCCGGGAGAAGUUAGCACUCUACGUAUAUGAAUAUCUGCUCCAUGUAGGAGCUCAGAAAUCGGCCCAGACAUUUUUAUCAGAGAUAAGAUGGGAAAAAAACAUCACAUUGGGGGAACCACCAGGAUUCUUACAUUCUUGGUGGUGUGUAUUUUGGGAUCUCUACUGUGCAGCUCCAGAAAGACGGGAAACAUGUGAACAUUCAAGUGAAGCAAAAGCCUUCCAUGAUUACAGUGCUGCAGCAGCUCCCAGUCCAGUGCUAGGAAACAUUCCCCCAGGAGAUGGCAUGCCAGUAGGUCCUGUACCACCAGGGUUCUUUCAGCCUUUUAUGUCACCUCGGUACCCUGGAGGUCCAAGGCCCCCACUGAGGAUACCUAACCAGGCUCUUGGAGGUGUCCCAGGAAGUCAGCCAUUACUUCCCAGUGGAAUGGACCCAACUCGACAACAAGGACAUCCAAAUAUGGGUGGGCCAAUGCAGAGAAUGACGCCUCCAAGAGGAAUGGUGCCCUUAGGACCACAGAACUAUGGAGGUGCAAUGAGACCCCCACUGAAUGCUUUAGGUGGCCCUGGAAUGCCUGGAAUGAACAUGGGUCCUGGUGGUGGUAGACCUUGGCCAAACCCAACAAAUGCCAACUCAAUACCAUACUCCUCAGCAUCUCCUGGGAAUUAUGUAGGUCCUCCAGGAGGUGGAGGGCCACCAGGAACACCCAUCAUGCCUAGUCCAGCAGACUCAACCAACUCUGGAGACAACAUGUAUACUUUAAUGAAUGCAGUACCUCCUGGACCUAACAGGCCUAAUUUUCCAAUGGGCCCUGGGUCAGAUGGUCCCAUGGGUGGAUUAGGAGGAAUGGAGUCACAUCACAUGAAUGGCUCUUUAGGCUCAGGAGAUAUGGACAGUAUUUCCAAGAAUUCUCCCAAUAAUAUGAGCCUGAGUAAUCAGCCGGGCACUCCUAGGGAUGAUGGCGAAAUGGGGGGAAAUUUCUUAAAUCCUUUUCAGAGUGAGAGUCAAAGUCCCCAAAAGAGAAAUACUUGGAUGAUGGUUGAGAACCUGCACCACCUCCUGGAGGGUAGUGCAGCCUUGGAAGCCGGUCCACACUGGCUGCGCUGUUCUGUCUGCCAGUACUCCCCUAGCAUGACAAUGAGUGUGUGAUCCAUUACCAAGUCUCCUCAUGGAAACCACAGUGAGUCAGCCCUUCACAGAACUACUACGGAAGAAAAUUAUUCAUCACAGUGUACAGUUAAACAAAGGAAUCUCAGUCACACCAAACCAACCUUUUUAUUUCCUGCUCUCUCCCCUAUUUUGUGAAGAAAGCGGGUCCAAACGUGAUUCGAACAACUGUACAGAGCGGCAUAUUAGAAUUGCCCUCAACGGAACUGCAAAUGAUUAUCUGUGUAUGUAUAUGUGUGGGAAAGAGAAUGUAUUGUAUGUGUGUAUGUUAUAUGGACACAUGCACAUACAUACAUUGACCCACAGGACAUUGUAAAAUACUAUCACAUGACAUCUUAAGUAGAAAUAAGUAGGGACUUUUAUUCCAUCCUUUUUUUCACGUUUACAUUUUAAUUAUUAAAAGUUGCUCCUGCCCCUCCCUGAUCUAUUUUGUGCUGUGUAUAUCACUGCUUUAUAUAAGUUAUUUUUUAAGGUGAACUCAGAUGUUAUGGUUUUGUAAAUGUCUGCAAUCAUGGAUAGGAAUAAAAUCGCUUAUUUGAGAGCUUUCAUUAAAUUGCGUGUGAUGCAAGUUAUCCUGUGAAUCACAAAGUGUACUGUCUCAGAAAAGAAGUGUGUCUUCAUCUUUAUGUCAAAUCAAACAACUUCUCAGUAACCUUCAGUGAGUAUUUUUGUACUUUUUAUGUAGGAAAAGUGUUACUUCAAAUCAACAAAAGCUUAACUGGGGCCUAACACAGUAUAUUUCUGCAAUAACUGCUCUAGAUGGAAUUCUUGAUUUGUCUUAGAUGAUACAGAAAAUCAUUAAUUAGCCGUGAUUGCUUAGACCAUAGCAAUAAAGUGACAGGGGUCAUCAUAUUUUUAGCAACAUAUUUCCUCUUUAAUAUGAUAAAGCCCAGAAGUGGUAACACAGCUAUUUGCUUGAAUAUGUCACUUGUCACCAGGAAUGCUAGAGCUAAAUUUUUAAUAACAUACUAACGUGAAAUGUACCUCAUUUUUAUUCAGACUUGUGAAUAUCUCCACAUAGACACUGCAAAGGAGAUAGAUUCAAAUGAUUGAGACUUUCAGCACAAGGGGGAGGGAGUUUUUAAUCACACACCAGGGGCUCUGGAGUGCUGCUUCUCUACCCAGGUAUCUUAGUAGCAGCAAAACUGACUGUCCCUUCUUGCGGCCAGCAGAGCACCUGCUCUGUUCCCAGGAUAUAGGACUUACAGUAGAGCGAAAUUAUUGAUAUAACUAUAUUUCAUCUAGCCAUUGACUUCAGUAGGCUACAUCUGCUU